AUGGAUACCAAAGUAUCAACAAAAAAUAGCGAAAAAACUCAUCUUGCAUCAGAAACAAAUAAUGAGAAAUUCGAUUGCUUUCAAGAGUAUGAAGAAAAGGUGUUGCUACGGAAAAUAGACUAUAGAUUCAUACCUCUUUUUGCAGCAAUGUUUUUCUUUAGCCAAAUUGAUCGAACAAACAUUGGCAAUGCAAAAAUCACAUCUUUUCCGAAAGACAUCGGAGUAAAUGCGGACCAAUUUCUUGGGGCAAUCUCGAUAUUUUUUCUUGGUUAUGCGAUAUUCGAUGUGCCAAAUAAUUUAAUGUUAAAACAUUAUGGUGUUCGUUUUUGGCUGUCGUUUAUUAUGGUCGGAUGGGGUAUUUGUUCAAUGUCGAUGGCUGCUGUCGAAAAUGUUGGUGGACUUUAUGCUCUUCGUGUCUUAUUGGCAUUUCGACUUGGUUGCAUUUUUGCACUUGCCACGAUUGGAAUUGCAUUUAGUGGUGUCUUGGCUUAUGGAAUUUUGCAAUUAGAAGGAUAUGGUGAACUCAAAGGCUGGCAAUAUUUGUUUCUCAUCGAAGGAAUAGGUCCAAUUUUAUUUUCGACAGUUGUUUUUUUUUGGAUGCCGGAAAACCCCGAAGCGGCAAAAUUUCUUACGCCAAAAGAAAAAAAACUGAUCAAAUUCCGACUAAAAUUCGAAUCAACGUCAGCGAUUACAGAUCGUGAAGUAGCACGCAAACAAAUAAUCGCGUUAUUAAAGGAUUGGCGAACAUACAUGUACUGUUUAAUCUCAUUCACUUCAGGCGUGACACAAUACGUUUUUGGAUUUUUCUUGCCCACCAUUUUAGUGUCGUUUGGUUAUGAUGCGCUGAAAACACAAUUGAUGUCUUCGCCGCCACAAUUCUUUGCACUAUUGAUUAUUUUGCCGGUUGCUUAUUCUUCUGGACGAUUUCUUGAACGGGGAUACCAUAUUGCAGGAUCAUGUGCUUUGGCGUUGGCUGGAUUUAUACCGUUGAUUGCGUAUGAAGGACACAAUACUAAUGCAAAAUACAUUUUUACUACCCUUGCGUUAACCGGCACUAAUGCUUCUAUUUCGCUUGGAGGAAUCGUAGCCGGUCAAAUAUAUCGCGCUCACGACGCACCAAGAUAUCUUCGUGGUCACAUAAUCGCAAUGAGUUUCAUCAUUUUGCAAGCGGUCGCCUCGUUAGGUCUUAAAUUUUAUCUUGUGCGCGAGAAUAAACGACGUGAUGCAUUGCCUAAAGAUCCACGGUACCCUCCAGACGAAACUUUCAAUGAGGAAUUGUGUGACGAUCAUCCGAAUUGGCGUUAUGUUACUUAA
This is a messenger RNA of Ambispora gerdemannii, 1314 nucleotides long. The record is from the annotation of a GenBank genome assembly. Lineage: Eukaryota; Fungi; Glomeromycota; Glomeromycetes; Archaeosporales; Ambisporaceae.